This is a messenger RNA of Euleptes europaea (tarantolino), 696 nucleotides long. RefSeq names its product histone H1-like. The record is from RefSeq and is a predicted model, not a curated record. The transcript has a single exon. The coding region runs from base 1 to 696 and encodes 231 amino acids. Gene Ontology annotation, cellular component: nucleosome. NCBI's taxonomy places the organism in Eukaryota, Metazoa, Chordata, Lepidosauria, Squamata, Sphaerodactylidae. Gene Ontology annotation, biological process: nucleosome assembly. Gene Ontology annotation, molecular function: structural constituent of chromatin; DNA binding.
AUGUCGGAGACGGCCCCCGAAGCGCCCGCUCCCGCCGCGCCGGCCGCCAAGGCGCCGGCCAAGAAGGCCAAGAAGGCGGCGGCGGCGGCGGCGGCCUCCAAGCCGCGCAAGGCGUCGUGCCCCAGCGUGACCGAGCUGCUGACCAAGGCGGUGGCCGCCUCCAAGGAGCGCCACGGCGUGUCCCUGGCGGCGCUCAAGAAGGCGCUGGCGGCCGCCGGCUACGACGUGGACAAGAACAACAGCCGCAUCAAGCUGGGCCUCAAGAGCCUCGUGGGCAAAGGCACGCUGCUGCAGACCAAGGGCACCGGCGCCUCGGGCUCCUUCAAGCUCAACAAGAAGCAGGCCGACGGCGCCAAGGACAAGGGCGCCGCCGCCGCCGCCGCCAAGAAGAAGCCCGCCGCCGCCGCCGCCAAGGCCAAGAAGCCGGCCGCCAAGAAGCCCUCCGCCGCCGCCGCCAAGAAGGCCAAGAAGCCGGCCGCCAAGAAGAGCCCCAAGAAAGCGGCCGCCAAGAAGCCCGCCGCCAAGAAAGCGGCCGCCGCCAAGAGCCCCAAGAAAGCCAAGCCCGCCGCCAAGCCCAAGAAGGCCGCCAAGAGCCCGGCCAAGCCCAAGGCGGUCAAGGCCAAGCCCAAAGCCAAGCCCAAGACGCCCAAGGCCAAAGUGGCCAAGCCCAAGAAGGCCGCGCCCAAGAAGAAGUGA